Molecule: messenger RNA, 3335 nt
Organism: Pseudo-nitzschia multistriata
Lineage: Eukaryota; Bacillariophyta; Bacillariophyceae; Bacillariales; Bacillariaceae
Source: the annotation of a GenBank genome assembly
CUAUAACUAUAACUAUAACUAUAACUAGUAUAACUAGUAUAACUAGUAUAACUAGUAUAACUAGUAUAACUAGUAUAACUAGUAUAACUAGUAUAACUAGUAUAACUAGUAUUACUAUUCUUACUAUUACUAUUACUGGUGAUGGUAGUCUCUGUUUUUUUUGUGGUCCACCGCUGUGCUGCUCCUGCCUUACAACAAGAAGCUGCUUCAUCUGGAGCAUCAUCAUUUGUCAAAGGGGCAGAGCAGCUACAUCUGUUCUUAGUAUUGUUGUUGCACCACCAGGUGGCAGUGUCACUAGUAUUAUCGCACCACCACCAGCAGUCUGAGACUGGUGGUGCUAGUACUACUAGUAGUAGCUACUACUAGUAGUAGCUAGUACUACUACUAGUACUAGUAGUAGUGGUACAGUACUACUACUAUCAACCGGAGGGGGGGGGGGACUGAGGACGAGGAGGAGGAGGGAUACAAGAACUACUAGUACUAGUAGUAGUACCAAUCACUCUUAUCAUACUCAAUAGGCUUCUUCUUUGUUGUUAGGUUGCUUGAAUGGAGACCAGGGACUAAGCAGUGCAGAUUUUUUUCUUCAGGAGGGGAUGUCACCAUGGUGGUUUUGGUGCCAGAAGGUGCAGAUCAGGUAUGUAUGUACAGUACUCAGGAAUCAUUGGGAAUUAUGGGUAAAGUUUCUUAAAUCCUGUACCGUAGCAAAAAAUGUCACGCAAUCGAGUCAUCCUUGCUUGAUUUCACACUUCGUCUCAUUAUCUGCAUAGAGUAAGUCGUGGAAUCUAAAGAUUUCAGGUUCCGGAUGACUGCUUCGCGCUAAUUAAUAUUAUGUGCUUGUGACAGUCUGAAGACAAAUUUUGAUUCUUGGCAGAAUUUUAUCCAUACGGUAGAACAUACGGAUCUCCUUCGGUCUGUUAAAAUCCUUUUUCUCUCCAACAAAAAUAAAUGCACGACUGCAUCCAAUGGAUAGGUCUCCGAAUGAUGAGUUGACUUGUGUUGAUUCCUCGCAACAUAAUCGUAACAAGAAAACUCGUCGAGCCGACUGUCAAGCUUUGCGUUGUUCGUCUUAUUAUGAACGAGAGCCUGCUUGUAUGAACAAUUUAGAGCUAAAACGUUCAAUAUCACUUUGCGUUGAAAUUUCAAGACAAGGGGAAAAUUCAAUCAUUGCCUAGCAGCGCAAGAGAUUCGUUUAUAAAGAUCGCCAUGAAAAGCGAUAAAGUCGGCAACAACAUCAACAGCAAACUAAAAACGAAGAAAGACAAGAAUAGAGCAAAGACGAAACGAAGAGGGAAGAGGAGCAACAGCAGUAACAGAAGCACCCGCUCGCAAAAGUCGACCGAAACUGUCCCAGCUUCUAACGUUUCUUCUUGCUCGGAAUCCCUAACUUCGGAAACAAGAAUAACAAACGGCCCAUCGACUUUUUCUCUUAAAGUUCCCGGAGAUCGGCUACUCACCACAUCAAAUUCAAUCCUUGAGAGAUCAGAAAACCAACCAGUGGAUCUGGACCAACUCGUAGACACCAUGGCGGCGAACAAUAACAAAGGCCAUGCAAACAGCCGCAGCAACAGUAACCACAAUACUCAACAAAUUGCGCUGUCACCUGCAGAAACAUUCGACACUGUCCCGUUGGCUCAUUCUCCCUCGUCGGUUUCAUCGUCGUCGAGAUUCUCCAUAAACUCAGGAAAGAGCAACAAGAACAACAACAGAGAUAGCAACAGAGACUAUCUUCCCGUGUCGCUUUUGAAUUUUGAUUCUCCACGUAAUGGAGUUGGGAAAAAGCCCAAUGGUAACAAAAUCAAUGGCAACAAGGUCGUCAUCGAACACCAACUGUCGCCAUCGUCGAAGAGUAGCAGUUCUUCGUCUCCUCGAUCGUCGAUGCCACUUUGCGUUUGGUGGGUGAAGCCCAUUCUUGGCAUCCUCCUGAUCAUCAUGUUAUUAUCGGGAGCGGCUUCAGUUUUUGGUUGGUUUUUCAAGUUUCCGUCCCUCAACGAUCAGGUGGAAGCCCUCGAAGAUGAAAUCGAAGCCCUUCAGGGAGAAAUCAACCGCCUAGAGACCCAGGUUGAUCGCCUCGAAACCGAGAACGACCGCUACGAGUUUCUCAACAACCAACUCGGAAUUGCUGUCUUUGAUUUGGAGGAGGUCAAGAACGAUCUGAACGGCACUGUGUUGGACCUAGAACAAACGGCUUGGUCCCUAAACUCCACCAAGGACGCACUGGCAAAUGAGGUGAUUGACCUGAGCCUUAAGAACGAUGAGUACAAAGCACUCAACGAUGAAUUGAAGCUAAGCGUCAAAAAAAUCACAUCCGAAGCUUCUUUUUUUCGAACGGCACUAGAUGGACUCAAGGAGGAACACAGCAUCCUAACCAACACGACUGAGGCCCUCCGAGAUCUAGUCUAUAAUUUCACCACCACUGCCAACGAAACGAAUGUUUCACUCCAGGCGAUGCUGCAGGAGACAUUAGAGGGAUUUGUUACGGAGAACGAUCGACUGGAAGCUCUGAAUACCAACCUCGAGAACGGACUGCUUUAUCUCAACACCACACUCAACCAGCAGGGAGCGCAAACAAUAGCCCAGGAGCAAUCGCUCGAAGCAAUCGUUGCUCUGUUGGGAGAUAAGGUCGAACAGCAGCAGAGAUCGACCCUGGUGCAGUUGGAAAUUUCCUACCGGCAGCUGUUGAUGGGAUGGGAUUGCGAUUUCAAAAAUGUCUUUUUUGGUGGCAGUAGCAGUAGUAGCAACAGCAACGGUGUGGUGCUUCUUCCUCUACCAGACGAAAUCACAGCGUAUGUUGAUGAACGUGUCUUGUCCAAAUUAUGCCUUGAUGAGUCGGACUUUCUCCAAUACCUCUUAUAUACAUCGUCUCCAAACUCGUCGUCGAUCUCCUCUGACCAGUUUGUCCGUGCUCUGGUCUUGUACACCGAAGAAGCCAUGAAAUACUAUUUUCCUUCCAGUGGCAUUUUUCCUGGUGCAAACAACAAUGCCAGUGAUCGUGAUGGUCUACUACUGUCACAUUGGAUCGAUGCUGCCUUUCAUUGCGAGUCUCUCCAGUCUCCUUUUGUUUUCUAUCCAAAUGGAAUUAGUACCAGAAGAUCAUAAGAGGUAGAUAGAAACAACAACAGAGGCAAGAACGGCAUCAUCAUGCAGGAACAUGGACAAAAAGUCUCAUGCAUGUGUUUCAUAAAAAUUGAAGUGAUAAGCUUGUCAAGCCAUGACACAGGCAAUUCAUUUUCUAUUUGAAGCUUUCAGCAUCAUCUCAUAAUUUAUACAUAGUUUAUUUGAUAAUCUUGGGCAUUCUGAUCAGUGUUAAUUUUUGGAAAUAGAUGAGCUGUUCUUAC